This is a messenger RNA of Plasmodium vivax (malaria parasite P. vivax), 1032 nucleotides long. RefSeq names its product variable surface protein Vir27-like, truncated. The record is from RefSeq and is a predicted model, not a curated record. The annotation marks the transcript as partial. Lineage: Eukaryota; Apicomplexa; Aconoidasida; Haemosporida; Plasmodiidae. The transcript is spliced from 2 exons.
AAAGAUGAUUUAGAGGAAUUAGAAUCAAAAUUCCUUUAUUACAAUAGAUUUAUUGAAGCAAACGAAUUGUACUGUAGUAAUGGUUUUCCUUAUGAUGAAAUAAAAAAAAAAAUAAAACGUUAUGUUAAUGAUGAUAAAAUUUCUGAAGAGCUUGUUAAUGGUAUAUGUUCUUUCAAUAUUCAAAAAGUAGGGCAAUUUUGUAAUACUUUAUGUGAUUAUUUUUACUACUGGAUAGGAGAUAAAAUAUAUAAUUUAGUGAGUAAUGAAAACGAUUUCACAGAAACUAUUAAUACACUUUAUACAGAAUUAAGUAGAUAUGCGAAAGAAGACAAAUGCAAGUGCAAUUCUAAACAUGAAACUAAUGAAAAUUUUAAGAAGAUUAAAAUAGCUUAUGAUUAUUCUAAUGAUUAUGAAACUAUAAAAGAACAUCUUGAAACUAAUAAUAACAUGUGUGAUGCAGACUAUAAUAAGUAUCUUAAUAAUGCUGUUGAAGCAUAUAAUUCCGUGAGGGAAGAUUGUAAUAAAGAUAUUCAGCCACAGUAUUGUAUUCAACUUACGAGUUUUAUAUCUGAUUUUUUUGAAAACACGUUAUCACCAUUGCAAUGUGAUCUUAGAAAUGUACAUAGAGAAGUCCAACGUAAACAUUCAUCAUCAUCUACGGAAUUCUCCGUAUUAGGCGAUCCUCCUGCUAUUCCUCCACAUGAAGAUAUGCCAGAAGAUGGAGCAAGCAUUUCCGCAACUACAGACACAGUUAUGCCAGAAAUUAAAGAAAGCAUUUCCGUACCUACAGACAAAUAUAUGUCUAAAAUUAUUACGAAUGUUUCUUUUCCUAUAGGAGCUGCAUCCACAAUGUUACUUUUGUAUAAAUUUACUCCAGUAGGAUCAUUUUUUCGAAGAAAUUUAGGAAAGAACAAAGUAAUGGAUCAAACAAUGAACUCUAGCAUGAUAGGUGCAAUAGGAGGAUAUAUUUACAAUAAUGAUCAAACUUAUUUAGGAAGACACAGAUAUAACCUUUCAUACAGCCCUGAAUGA